Messenger RNA from Aureobasidium vineae, 2625 nucleotides. The record is from the annotation of a GenBank genome assembly. Lineage: Eukaryota; Fungi; Ascomycota; Dothideomycetes; Dothideales; Saccotheciaceae.
AUGGCGGCAACAUCAGCUACGGUACCUCGACCACAAAACAACAUGGUUCUAGCGACAAGUCUGACUCUAUCAAUUCGCCAGGACGCAAACGACGACCCUAACGUUGGCAGCGCGCAGAAUGUGUCGUCUUCUGCUACCGGUCUCCUUUCUACUCUAGCUCCAGUUGCUCUGGUAGCAUUGGUCUGGUUCGCAUUAUUCUUGAUCUUCAGAAGAUGGUUCCCGAGAAAUUAUCGCCCGAGAACCUUCCUGGGCAGUAUACAGGAGCGCGAACGAUCGCCUAAACUGCCGGAUGGACUCUUCGGUUGGUUCAGUAACUUCUUCAACGUUCCUGAUAGUUAUGUUCUCAACCAUCACUCUCUGGACGGUUACCUUUUCCUGCGUCUUUUGAAGAUGGCUGUCAUUACUUGCGGUGGAGGCAAAUCGCAACUCGACAUUCUUACACUGGGAAACGUAACGAACAACUAUUACAAGAUGUUUGCGCACACUGGUUGUGCCUACCUCUUCUUUGAGAGUAUCUACUACAUCAAUCUGCGCCAGGCAUAUCUGCUAUCGCCAUACUAUGCUAGUCGCCUCUCGUCGCGUACCGUUCUUUUCACCUCCGUGCCAGAUGAGUAUCUGAACGAAACGAACCUACGCCGAAUGCUUGGAGAGUCCGUUGAAAGAGUCUGGAUCCCUACCGAUACCGGAGAUCUCGAGGAUGAGGUCAAGGAGAGAGACAAGACAGCACUCAAGCUCGAAGCCGCCGAAACCAAGCUUAUCAAGGCUGCAAACGCUGCUCGGCUGAAGGUCAACAAGAAGAAGGCAAAGAAGGACAACGAAGACAUCGCUCUGGAAGAACUAACACCUGACGUCGAAGGUGGCUCUGCAGCUUCUCGCUAUAUCUCUGCAAAAGACAGACCUACGCACCGUUUGAAGCCCUUGAUUGGAAAGAAAGUAGACACCAUCGAUUGGUGCCGCGCAGAGCUGGAGAAGCGUAUUCCCAAGGUCGAGGAGAUGCAGAACAAGCACAAGGCCCUUGACGGCGUCAAGAAAAUCAAUGCAGUCUUUGUCCAGUUCACCACCCUGCAGGAAGCUCAGUCUGCCUAUCAGAGCUUGACACACCACCAGGUUUUACAUAUGGCUCCUCGCUAUACUGGAAUGACUCCUGGAGAAAUCAUCUGGAGCAACCUCCGCAUCAAAUGGUGGGAGCGAGUCCUCAGGGUAACAGCAACUAUCUCCUUCGUCGUCGCUUUGAUCGUUUUCUGGUCCUUCCCAGUUGCUGCUGUCGGUUUCAUCUCCAAUUUGGACAACCUCAAAGACUGGAGUAGUGGCAACCCUCCGACUACGUUCAAAGAAGGAUUCACCUGGUUGAACUGGUUACUCGCUCUGCCACAUGUCAUCUUUGGAGUCGUGUCAGGUCUCUUGCCUACAGUCGCCUUGGCCAUCUUGAUGUCUGUACUUCCAAUAAUUUUGAGGCUAAUGGCGAGGCUUGGAGGUGAUCCGUCUCUUUCCGCCGUGGAGCUUACAGUACAGAACACCUACUUCGGCUUCCAGGUCGUACAGGUGUUUUUGGUCGCUACUCUCGGUUCCGCUGCAUCUUCAGCUCUUGGUUCGAUUCUGCCGAACCACAUUGAUCAGAUUCCUACUCUACUGGCUUCGAGUAUCCCUAAGGCUUCCAAUUUCUACCUCAGCUACUUCGUGCUUCAAGGCUUGGGUGUGGUUUCGGGCACAUUGCUCAAUCUUACUGGUCUCGUCGUCUUUAUUAUCCUUGGAAAGUUCUUGGACAACACACCUCGCAAGAUGUACAAACGAUGGACUUCAUUGGCCAGCAUGAGCUGGGGCACUGUUUUCCCUCCUUACACCAACCUCUUCGUGAUUGCUAUCUGUUACGCGAUCAUUGCUCCUCUGGUCCUCAUCUUCGCGGCUAUCGGUCUUUACCUGUUCUAUCUGGCUUACCGUUACAACCUACUGUACGUCUCGAACGCUAACAUUGACACUAAAGGACGUGUCUACCCUCGUGCUCUGCAACAAGUAUUCGUAGGCCUCUACAUUGCUGAAGGUUGUCUGAUUGGAUUGUUCGCCAUUGCUACUGGAUCUUCCGUAGGAGCAUUGGGACCUCUGAUUCUAAUGAUCAUCUUCUUGGUGUUUACAGCUCUUUAUCAUUUGUCAUUGAACGCCGCUCUUGAGCCUUUGAUCAACUACCUGCCCAAGAGUCUUGAAGCCGAAGAGCGUCGUCUACUAGACGAGGACGAGAACGCUGAGAGAGGCGAGAAGGGCAUGGUCCCUGACACGACUACUGAACUUGGACCAUCACCUCAUGCCAAGCCUACCUUCUGGAAGAAAUUCCUUCGUCCUGAUGUCUACACCGACUACGCAACGAUGCGCCGCUUGGUCCCCAAGACGAUUAGCAUUAGAUAUGAGUCCGAGGAAGAGCAGCAUGCCUACUACAACCCGGCAGUCACUGCAGGACCACACCUUCUAUGGAUCCCUCGCGACCCUAUGGGUGUGAGCAGGCAGGAAGUCAGAGACACAAGCAAGGUGAUCCCAAUCACGGACGAAGGUGCCACUCUUGAUGAGAAGAACAAGAUCGUCUGGGAUGCUGAGGAUGGUCGUCCGCCCAUCUGGGAGCGCCCAGUCUACUACUGA